AUGCGCGCGCAGCAUUGGAAGGUGCUGUGCGUUCAUCGGGCAAUCACUCGGUGGGUGCUUCGGAUGCGUGGGAGGGCGCUGCUCGACGAAUUGCGCCAGCUCCGGGAUGCCAAACGCGCUCAGCAGCGCCACCACGAGGAGGUGUUCGCCGCCACCACCUGCAUCCAACGUGCGGUAAGGCUGUGGUUGUUAAGACGGAGCUCCGCUCACAAGCUCAAACCCCUUCUGCUGCAGAAGCGGUUGUUGGUUCAAGAGGCAUUCAAGAUGGCAGCGGCAGCAGAGGAGCAGAAACUUAAGCGAAUUCGUGCGUACUGCGCGGUGAUGAUUCAAAGCGUAUGGCGCUCUUAUAAAUGUCGCCAACAAGUCGUGCGGUAUCGUCAGUUUAUCACUGUGAUUCGUCGGUAUCAGCAGGAGAACGAGCUCGCACGAUGUGCUGUGGUGAAGCUACAGGCUGUGGCGCGUGGCUUUCUCGCGCGAUGUCGAUGGCAGAGCAGAACUCAAACCAUCCCGCUGUCAUCCUCUUCGGGUUCAAUUGAGGUGCAGUACAUCUCAAACCCGUUUGAAUCGGCGUGUGUGCUUUCUGCUAAUUCCUCUGAAGAAGAUUGCGAGGCUGUGGAGAAAAAUAGUGCGAGCUUGUCGUUUUCAGUGGUGCCGCUCUCCAUAUCAGAUAGUGAUCAGGCUCCCACAUCCUGCUCAGUGGCACCAACCAUGAGACAACAUCGCGCUGCAACGAUGAUUCAGAAAACAUGGCGAGGGUACUGGCUGCGCAAAUGCAUCGAGUGUUUCUGUAAAGAGUUUGAUCUUGAGUUCAGUCAAGAAAAUAGCUAG
Phytomonas sp. EM1 is the source of this 828-nucleotide messenger RNA. Lineage: Eukaryota; Euglenozoa; Kinetoplastea; Trypanosomatida; Trypanosomatidae. The record is from the annotation of a GenBank genome assembly.